Molecule: messenger RNA, 1518 nt
Organism: Quercus lobata
Lineage: Eukaryota; Viridiplantae; Streptophyta; Magnoliopsida; Fagales; Fagaceae
Exons: 2
Coding region: 953-1327 (124 amino acids)
Source: RefSeq, a predicted model, not a curated record
UUUCCUCCUCUCUCUUCUAAACUCUCUCUGCGCCGUAGUCUAAAAAAACUUCUCUCUGCGCCUCCCUUUUGAAACUGCUCUUUCUCCAAGUCGCAUGGAUCUUCCUUUUCCUCUACAAACCCAGUCACGAUCGUCCUAUUCCUCUGCAGAUCUAGUUCGCAAGUAGGUUUCAGCCUCCUCGGGAAAUUAAAGAAAUGUUGAAGUUGUGCUGGAAGUAGGAGAAGUGCACUGACAGCUUCAGGCUUGACCUCCUCCUCAGCGACAGCUUUACCUCAUAAUUAGCUUUAGGCUCGGCCACCUCAAAAUCAGCUUCCUUUCUUACCUCCUCCUCCUUAGCCACAGCUUUAUGUCUAACCUCCUCUUCCUCAGCCCCUUCAUUUUCAACUCCCACUACUUCAUUAGUAGGUGAUGCUGCUACCCGUGUAGCAUCUACUUUAGAGGUCAUUGAAUUCACAAAUGUAUGAAAUUCAUUUUUCACCCAAUCCGCUCCCAUGACCUCCUUUAUUCUAUUGAAUGCAGUCUUGUCUUCCUCAUAGGCAGGAACCUCAACGGUUGACGCCCUCACUACUUCCUCAUACCAAGCAGCAACCCUUGCUUCCUUUUUUAUUGGGCAGUGUUUGGCCGAAGCUGAGGCAAGAAUUCUGAAUUUAGACUUAUGCAAUCCAUGCCAGUUUUUGGAGGUCUAUGAUUGUAAAGGGGAACAGUGUGAGUUUCGUAAGUAUUUUGGUACUGAAGCUGGUUUGUUUCCUUUUGCAAUCAUAGACCUCCAAAAAUUGGCAUGGAUUGCAUAAGUCCAAAUUCAGAAUUCUUGUCUUAGCUUCAGCCAAACACUGCCCAAUAAAAAAAGGAAGCUAGGGUUGCUGCUUGGUAUGAGGAAGCAGUGAGGGCCUCAACCGUUGGGGUUCCUGCCUAUGAGGAAGACAAGGCUGCUUUCAAUAGAGUAAAGAAGGCCAUGGGAGCGGAUUGGGUGAAAAAUGAAUUUCAUACAUUUAUGAAUUCAAUGACCUCUAAAGUAGAUGCUGCACGGGUAGCAACACCACUUACUAAUGAAGUGGUGGGGGUUGACAAUGAAGGGGUUGAGGAGGAGGUUAGACAUGAAGCUGUGGUUGAGGAGGAGGAGGUAAGAAAAGAAGCUGAUUUUGAGGUGGCCGAGCCUGAAGUUGAUUCUGAGGUGGUUGAGCCUGAAGCUAUCGCUGAGGAGGAGAUCGAGCCUGAAGCUGUCACUGAGGAUGUCGAGGCCAGUAAUGAAGCUAUGGCUGUUAACGAGCAAAGAAUUGCUGCCAUCUACAAGAAGGAAGAUGACGAGGAUAACGAAGAUGAAGAUUGAGAAAAAUUGAAGUAUAUAUUUGGUGAGAAAAUUCAAAAUUCUGUUUGUGUAUGAGCGAGAGAUAAAGAGGGUGAUUUAGUGGGUUUUUGUGGUGUGCUUUCUUUCUAUCUUCUUGAUUUUUUAAUUUGCAUGGUGAUUUGUAGGAUCUUUGAUAUGAGAAUAGAAUGCAGAAAUAUGUUUUGAUUUUGUUA